This is a messenger RNA of Microthlaspi erraticum, 1569 nucleotides long. The record is from the annotation of a GenBank genome assembly. NCBI's taxonomy places the organism in Eukaryota, Viridiplantae, Streptophyta, Magnoliopsida, Brassicales, Brassicaceae.
AUGCCUCCUUUCCGUUUUCGUAUUCCUUUCUUUUCCAACAGCUCUCCUUCUCGUAUCUCUUCAGGGACUUCCUCGCCGCCACCACCACCACCACCACCGACUCCUCCUCCUUCACGCCCUCCUUUCCGUCCUGCAGGGAUCGCUCAGCCGUCAAAACCUGUAGCCACAUCGCCAGAAACAAAGUCCAAGUUGCCUCCGACACUCUCUAGGGCUAAAAGCAAUGUUGCGGCCAUGGCAUCUGCUUCGUCUGCGUCUUCUGCUCGAGGUGCAGCCAUGCCAACCCGGCUGCCGAAUGUGACUAACCAAUCUGGUUCUCCGUUAAAGAAACCGGAGCCUCUGAGGACGGAGGAGGCAAAGGUGAUUAUGAAAGAGAAGCCAUUGAGAGAAACUGAAAAAGAAGGUGGCGAGAAUAUAAAUCGUGUAAUAAAGGAACCUCCGAUUGCUCGUUCAACCCCAAAAGAAGCAGAAGAAGCUCAGGAACAGAGGAAAAAGACAGAAAUGGAGAAACGUGCAGUGGAAGAAAGAAAUUUGAAAACAGCACAGGAACUACAAAAGGGAAAAGAAACCAAGAAACUUGCGGUGGAAGAAAGAGAUUUUAAAACAGCUCAAGAACUACAGAAGGGAAAAGAAACGGAGAAACUUGCGGUGGAAGAAAAGAAGAAACUUCUUCGUCAGGACAUGGAAGAGAAUUCAAAAUCUGCUCCGGAACAACAGAAGAAAAAAGAAACAGAGAAACUUGCUUCACAAGAAACAAAUAGACCUCUUCACAAUGCAACGCAAAGCAAUACCACACGACAUAUUUCCGCAGCAUCAGAAGCCACGAGAGGACCGAGAGAGCUACCGGAGAGAAAGAUGCAAAGUAGAACAGACAUUCACAAUCACACCAAUGACAAUCAUCAGAAAACCAAAGGCAAAUCGACGAGUGAUCAUGGAAAUCUGAGAUUUACGAACGGAGAGGGAUCAUCUUCAAUGAGCAGAAAGAUAAAAGAAGACAUCAGAGAUGGAAUCAGUAAGCUUACUUGGGGAAAAAGCGAAGGCGAUGAGAAAUCCGUGAGCGUCUUUACCCUAACCGGCGAAAACAGAGGAGCCACAAUGGCGAUAAAUUCUGAAAAAGACCAGAAAGACGGUGAGGUUCAUAUUCGUCGUGGAUACAGAAGUAACCCAGAGGAGAGCCCUAACACCACAGAAACCGAAGGAGAAAGAAGACGCUUGGAUAAUAAGGAAGAAGAAGAAGAUAAAGAAAGAGUUAGGGCAUAUGUAAACGGGAACACUCAGGCGAUCAACAAUUCGAUUGUGUGCGAUAGUUCAGUGCAAGAGAAUGAUCCUGGAAUUCAUAUGAGUGUGAAUUUUGAAGAGUUGAAGAAGAAGGAUGAAACUAUUAGUCCACCAAAGACUGUGGCGGAGAAGAAACCGGAGCCGGUGAAGGUAAAGAAUGAGCCGAGGGUGAGGAGAAGAUGCUUGAGAGGGUUACUUGCAGAGUCGAGUGAGUCGGGUCCGGAGAAUCCCUUGAAGCCCCGGAGACAUGGUUGCCGGUUUACCUGUAAAGACAAAGAUGUACAAAACACUUAA